GGAAUCGCAUGGAAAUGUCAAUUCUUCAGCAGAAGCAACGGGCAGUUCGAAGAGAGUGAAAGUAGAAAUUGAUCAAAACAACUUGCAGCACCAUUCAACGCCAAAGAAAUCAAAGAUAAGCAACAGCGGCACACUCCACAAUGGGCAGUUGGGUGGAACAGACAGUGCCUGAAUUUCGGAAUCUCGAUCUACGGCGCUUGGGUGUCGAUGAGGCCUAUCUCAAUGUGACAUCGCACUUCCCAGCAUCCCUGUGGCUGUACUCCCUCUCCGAUGAGUGCCAUCGGUGUCCGUACAGUCGCAUCCAGGAGAUCCGUCGCAGCCAUGUUCUGCGUACAUCCACAAAAUUCCCCACAAGUUGGCGCUUCUACGACCGCGAUGUGGGCCCAUAUGCCCUCCAGGCGGCCCAGGAGGCGCGAAUCGUGUGUGACGUGCGUCCGGAAAUGGGGGAAUUUGGGGUGUAUGAUGUGCUCAUUGACAAUGCGGGGAAGUGCGAUGUGACCACAGCUCUCGAGCCAGUCAACAUUUAUUUGCCUUUUGUACUCUUUAUCAUCAUAAUCAUCGCCUUUGUGGCUACAGUGCGUGCCACAAAUAUUGCAAGAAGUUGGUACAAACGUCGACGGGAGCUACAGAAUAACCCUGAUGGGGUGCAAGAGGAGGAAAAACCCCCAGAAGUACCGAAGAAGCGACUGAGGAGCUUAGAUACCUUCCGGGGGCUAUGUAUUGUCCUCAUGGUGUUUGUGAAUAGCGGUGCUGGUGGGUACAAAGCCCUCGAGCAUGCAACAUGGAAUGGACUUCACUUUGCUGACGUCAUCUUCCCGUGGUUCCUCUGGAUUAUGGGUGUUUGCAUUCCGAUGUCUGUUAAAUCUCAACUUGUACGGAGUGUCCCCAAGAAGGAUAUUCUCCUCAAUGUCCUCAGGCGUUCAGUGACGCUUUUUGCCAUUGGGGUGAGCCUGAAUACAAUUUGGGGUGCUCAGUUGGAGAAUUUGCGAAUUUUCGGGGUUCUACAGAGAUUUGGGGUUGCCUACCUGGUUGUUGGGGGCUUGCACGUGAUCUUCCGCAAAGUGGGCAAUAUCUCACCACAGAAUGCCCUCAGUCGGGCUGUUUUUGACAUUCGUGUCCUCCUCCCGGAAUGGUGUGUGAUGCUGGUGCUGAUUACAGUUCACCUUGCACUGGCAUUUGGGCUGUCCGUGCCAGGAUGUGGACGUGGAUACCUCGGCCCGGGUGGGAUGCACGAGAUGACGCACUACAAUCACUGCAUUGGUGGUGCAACGGGGUAUAUAGAUCGCAAAAUUCUCACCCUGGAUCACAUCUAUCAGCAUCCAACGGCAAAACAAGUCUACGGAUCGGAAGCAUUUGAUCCGGAAGGCUUCUUUGGGUGCCUCCUGAGCAUCUUCCAAGUCUUCCUCGGGGUACAGUGUGGCGCCAUUCUCCUUGUGCACUCUGACUGGCGGGCAAGAGUCAAAAGAUGGAGCGUUUGGGGUGCUGUGCUGGCUUUUGUGGGUGGUGCUCUGUGUGAAUUCCGCAAGGAAGAUGGGCUGAUUCCGAUUAAUAAGAAUAUGUGGUCCCUGUCAUUUGUUCUCGUAACUUCCGGCAUGGCUUUCGUCCUCCUGGCCAUCAUGUACAUCAUUGUGGACGUACGAGGGGUCUGGCGUGGUGCUCCACUUGUGUACGCGGGAAUGAAUGCAAUUGUAAUCUAUAUUGGACACCAGGUAUUCCACAGGAUGCUACCUUGGCACUGGAGUAUUGGCCCCAUGAACACACACUUUGUGCGUUUAUUAGAAAGUGGCUGGAAUACAAUGCUCUGGGUGGGAAUUGCAUACUAUCUCUACAAGCGAAACCUCUUCUACAGCAUUUAAUGGCAAAAAGAGUGAAGGCAACAUGUGGUGGCGAACUCACACCACAUCCACCCCCAUUUGAAGCAUCAAGAAAUCCCUGAUAUUGCUCAUUAUCUCUUUGUCAAGACAAACGCAAAAUUUGCGCUCAAACCAUUCAAUAAAUGUAAGUUUUUAAUUGAUUUGAA
Lutzomyia longipalpis is the source of this 2020-nucleotide messenger RNA. It is a transcript of the gene Hgsnat, whose product is annotated as heparan-alpha-glucosaminide N-acetyltransferase. NCBI's taxonomy places the organism in Eukaryota, Metazoa, Arthropoda, Insecta, Diptera, Psychodidae. Bases 141 to 1856 code for a protein of 571 amino acids. The transcript is spliced from 4 exons. The record is from RefSeq and is a predicted model, not a curated record.